Molecule: messenger RNA, 2560 nt
Organism: Prorocentrum cordatum
Lineage: Eukaryota; Dinophyceae; Prorocentrales; Prorocentraceae
Source: the annotation of a GenBank genome assembly
UGGCUCAAGGGCGCCAGCCGCGCCCGCUGCUGGCUGCCGGCGGGGGGCCAUGGCGGCGGCCUCACACUGAUGCAUGACCCGCUGUCUGCAUGGGAGGCGCGAGAUGGCGCCCAGAAUUCGCUCCGCGGGGCUGCUGGCGGCUGCCUGCGCCGUGGCGCCCGCUGCGCAGGCCGCCAGGGCCGCCGCCGAGCAGCUGGUCCUGCAGCCCCUCGAGGAUCCGCUCGCCGUGUGCAGCGACGGGAGCCCUGCUGGCUACUACUGGGGCCGCGCCCCGACGGAGGAGGGCUCCAGGCUGUGGAUCGUCUACCUUGAGGGCGGCGGCUGGUGCUACGACGCCGGCAGCUGCGGACGGCGCUGCCCCAAGGGCACGGCGUCGCCGCUGUGCAGCUCGAAGGGGUGGGCCUCACAGCUGGCGCUCGGCGACUACCCGUGCGGGCCCGGCUCCCCCGACGAGUUGUGCGGCAUCUUCGCCCCCGCAAGCGGCUCGCGCCUGCGGGAUGCCAACAAGGUUUAUGUACGCUACUGCUCCUCCGACGCCUUCAUGGGCGACUCUAGCGCCUUCGGCAUGGAGUUCCGCGGCACGCGCAUCGUGGCCGCGGUGCUCCGGGAUCUCGCCAGCCGGCGCGCGCUCGGCCUCGCGCGCGAGGGCGCCGAGGACAUGCUGCUCUUCGGCGGCGGCUCUGCUGGAGCGCGGGGCGCGCUGGUGCACCUGGAUUACGUCAAGUCAAUGCUGAAAAUCCCCGACGCCUCCAACCUGGUGGUGAAGGGGUUCUUCGAUUCCCCGCUUUGGUUGGACACUGAGCCCUUCAAGGGGAGCAGCCAGCAGAGGGCCGGGCGCCACCACCCCGCCGAGCUCAGCUUCCCCGAACAGGCCCGCAGGGUGUUCGAGUACGCCAAUGUCGGGCACUUGGGCCGCGACUGCGAGAGGAGGCACCGCGCGGACUCCGCGUGGAAGUGCACCUUCGGGCAGUACAGGCUCCCCUCCGUAGAGACCCCCUACCUGCUGGUGGCCUCGCAGUACGACGAGUUCCAACUCAGCGCCUACGUCGGGCACCGCCCGAGGGGCCGCGAGGAGACAGCGUACGCCAAGCGGCUCGCCCACGAGACGGUGGCCGUCCUGUGGGAGCUCAUAUCGCCCGACCGCGUGCUGCUCUCCUGGGCUUGUUGGAGCCACAUGCUGAGCACGCAGGACCGAUUCAGUGAAGACCUGUUCCAUCAGCGGGUCACGAUGCUCGACGCGGUGGAGCAGUUCCUUGGCCUCGCCCCCGCCUCCAGCGAUCUCUACUGGAUCGACACGUGCGAGGGCGUCGACUGCGGCAGGUGCGCGGCGAGCCCGAGGAUGGCGGAGCAGCCUCGCCUCACGGCGGCGCCGACGAGCCCGCCGGCCUCGACCGCUACCGCCACAACUGGGACCCCGACCGCCACGGCAACGACGAACACCUGGACCGCCACCGCCACGACGCGCACCUCGACAGCGAUGACCACGACCAUCACAACCACCCUGUCGACAGCGAGCUCCACCGCGACGCCAACGGCCACCACCCUGUCGUCAACGGCUACCACCAUGUCGUCAACGGCUACAUCCGAGUCGACGACAGCCACCGCCACAAGCACGACCGCCAUUUCCCUGAGAGUACUGGCCGAUGCGGUCCUCGGGUCGGGCGCCGAAGACCUUGAGGAGCCGCCACCGACCAGCCCAGCGGCGGCGCAGCUUCUGGGCGCCCCGGCGCGGUCGGCGUCGCUGCCCGUGGAGGGCCCGCCGGCCCGCGCACGCGAGCGGAGCGGGCGCUUCAUGCUGGCCGGAGCCCUCGCGUGCCUCUUGCUGUUGCCCAGCGCCUGGGUCUGCGUCCGCUGCACGGUGCCCGGCGCGGGGUGGUCGAGCUUCGUCGACGCGAACACGCGCGCGGCCGACGCGUACUCGCUGGUGCGGCAGGACGGCGCGGCCGAGGACCGCGACCGAGAGGACGGCCGCUGGACGUCGGACGAGGACUUCUGGAGGUGGAGCCGGGCCGCCGUGGGCCUGCCGGAGCCGAGGAGCGGCAGCCGCGAGGGCGCCUUGGAGGAGAGCGCGCGAAGCCCCCGCGGCUGCCGGCGCGGCGCCAAGCCGCCCACGUCGCGAACCGUGACUUCCUACGUGCAGGUCUGCAGAGGCGACGUCGUCGAUUUCGACGACAUGGCCAGGGACAUGGAGACAUCUCGGCCUUCGAUUCCGGCGUCGAAGCCUCCGGUCGGGGUGGGCCGCCUGGUCGAGCUGUGGAGCCUUUUCGUGGCCGAGGAGCCGCACGGCCCCCCGCGCGUCUCCACCGGGGCGCGGGCGCAGGCGACUGACGGUUGGUGGCCCGGCAGUUAGAUCAAGAAGGCUGAGGAGUUCGUGACCGCCGCUUUCUCCGCCUGCUCCGCCUCCUGUCCCUCCUCCGCCCCCUUCGCCUCUCGCCCUCUUCCUGCCCCGCGCUCGGCGGCCUGCCGCCGCGGCGCGUCCUCGCGCGCCUGCGCGAGCGCGCGCCUGCGCGCGCGCGAGGCAGGCGGCACGCGAGGGGGAAACAAAAAAAAGUGAGGGUGA